UAGAUUUGUUAACAGCUUGAUAGAGCAUCGUAAAUUGUGUCUCAAGUAACUAAAAAGGUUUAUUCCACGACUAUACAAAAUGGAGGGCAACUAGCAAAGUGUUGGGCACAUAAAUUCAUAAAGGUUUUAUGUCACAGUGUAUCGUGAGGUCGAUUCCAAUGUUAUUCAUCAUGCUUCACCUUCUUGUCUUUUAUUAGGUUGUUUAUUAUGAAUUAGUUUAUUCAUACGUAUACUUCUUCUUAGCUAUGAGGAUUGUUAUUCGUGUGAAGAAACAGCAAUACAAACUAUUGUAAAGUGACAAAGUGUGGAUAUUGUUUCUUAUAAACAUUACGGAAUUACGGCGGAAGAGCGAACAUAGUAAAGAUGACCCCGCAACAGUUUUCCUUGCGUUGGAAUAACUACAGCACUUACAUAGCGGGAGCGUUUGAUUCACUACGCUACGAGGAGGAUUUUGUCGAUGUUACGCUUUGUUGUGAAGGGAGAAAAAUUCGCGCCCACAAGAUUCUGUUGUCGGCUUGCAGUCCGUAUUUUAAAGAGGUGUUCAAAGAAAACCCUUGCCAACAUCCUGUAAUCAUAUUCAAAAAUGUGCGCUACACGGAUCUUAUGUCGCUGGUAGAGUUUAUGUACCAAGGUGAGGUAAGUGUGGCCCAGGAACAGCUACCCUCCUUCUUACACACUGCAGAGUUGCUCUCGAUACGAGGUUUGACGGAUAGUGCUAGUGAAACGCGACCUGCUGGAUCAGGAACUUCCAGCAUCACUCAACUGAUACAUACUCCACCAGUACUUGAAAAAUCAACCACAAUCACCUCGGCUGACUCAGUGUUUCUUACUAUACCAUCAAACACUAUCGUCCAUCAACCGAAGCUCGUGCAGUCCCAAAUUCAGACAACACCAGUCAUAGGUAAAGCUAUCAUCAAACCUGCUCCUUCCGAGAUGCCGGCUCUGACGACUGCAACGGCUACCAUAACUGUUCCAAUAACGCAGCAGCAGCCAACACUGACUAAAAUACAGAUGCAAGCACCCCAGCAACCUUCUGUACAACCACAGUCAGCACAGCAGCAGCAGCAGCAGCAGCAACAGCAACAAGUACAUGCACAGAUCCAUCAAGUCCAGCACACAUCAUCGCAGCAAGGAACACAACAAUCGUCUUCGUUACAGACCCAAGCCUCGCAACAAGCUCCACAGGCAACUACAUUGCAAGAAGUAGUCGACCACGUAGUGCAGCCAAGAAAAAAAAAGAUCAAGGUACAGCAGAUUAUUGCAUCUCAGGCGUCAUCGAGUAUACCGGCUACGGCAACUGUGACUGUAACGGCUACUGGCUCAAGCCAAUCUAACGAUGGUGAAAUUUUCGAAAAAUUUGAGUCAGAAACCUAUACCAUCACCACCACAAAGGAUGAUCAGCGAGCCGACCAAGAACAAGUAGAAACAUACGCUGAAUCAGGCCAGCAAAAUACUUCAGGAAUGAAAAUGGAAAUUCCGGAAUUUAUAAGUCUUGGCGAGCCAAUUACCGGCACUAGUAGCGGGAAUAACACUUUUAUACAAGAAGGCUAUGAACUGGUCUCGGAAGAUAAGGAUGAAGAUGAUGAAGAUAUGGCCCAGGAUCACAUAGAAAUAGAAGGAGCAGACAUGGAUAUGAGCCGAAUCUUCCAAGAAUCUACUGAUGAACAAACCAAGUCGAACAUUUUAAAAGUAAGCGUAAAUCGACUGGACGUAACUGGCGAGGAAAAACCGUACAAGUGCCCCGAGUGUCGUCGUUCAUUCUGCUCAAUGAAUGCAAUGAAACGCCAUCGUCAGGCAAAGCAUAGCAACUCACAAGACUCGUUCACUUGCUUACUCUGUGAGGCCAGAUUCAAAACUAAGUGGUCUCUAUCCACACACAAAUCCAAAUACCAUCGCGGUCAAAACACAUCGAUCAUGACAAGGGCUACAGGAAGCACAUCAGCCACUGCUACAACGUCCACUACCGGAGUAGGAACCGAAAGCUCAUCAAGAAGUUCGACGAAUAAGGCUUCAACUAAUUUGACGAGAUCAAACUCCCCGACAGGCGCGUCUGCACAGAAACGUGGAAUGAUUACGGCUCGUUUGAAAUCCCACUCAUCCGAUGAUGAGUAAACAAAAUGGACUAUAACAAUCUUGCUCAAAGAAGGAAUUUUCAGAUGUAGAUGUUAUUAAAUUUGAUUUUUAUUUUACAUUCUAUACUCCAAUUGCUAUCAGACCACAUUGAUUUUCGUGAUUUUCAAUGAAAAUAUUGUAAAUUAGCUCACUCUAAAUAAUCUUUUGAUAACAAUUUGCAAACUUUUUUCGCCUGAAGAGAGUUUGUGUGACCGAAAGACGGUAUAUUAUAGAUCGGUGGUCAGCCGUUCGUAAUACCGGAGGGGUGCCAGACUCGAGAUUCCGCUGCGCCAUGGGCACCCCCUAUUUGCAAGCUUUGCUUAAACAAAUAAAGAAAUUGAUGAUUUUUUGUAAAAACAACUCUUAGUGGUAAAAUCCUGAUUUAGACGAAAGUAAAAAUUAUAAUUGGAGCUAGUAACAGUAUAAAUUGUGUAACUUUGAGCUAGAACUGUCGGGAUGCCAAAAAUAAAGUAUAUGCUUUUUGUCGAUAGAUUCAAAUCGUUCUUAAUUCUUUUGUAAGAUCUCUAUUAGGGCUGACAAAAACUGUAAAAAUAUUUGAUAAAUUACAGUUUUCUAUUUGACACAACUUUAAGUUCAUUAAAGUCGCCUAGACUUCCUUUGAAUCUUUGAAAAACUAAUAAAAUUACAAGUCAAAGAAUAGAUUGUUUUGAGUUAUAAUCAAAAGUCCAUAAGUUACAUAAAGUUAGUAAAAUUUUUCGAGCAUGUAAGUAUCGACUUACACAAAAAAGCAUAAGAAACUAUAAAUUUUGAAAGGACAAUUUAUUGUCCAACCACUAGUUUAUGCCAUGCAUUGCCAUUAGCAAACAUUCAAUAGAUGAAGGGAAAUGCUAAAUUUCUUCGAUUGGAAAAUCCUAAGUUAGGCCACAAUUGUUUUGGAAUAUUAAGUUAGCUGUAUUUAUUAAAAGGGACAUGGUAUGCAACGCUAUUCGAGCUAGUGCGGCCAAUUCCGAAACGAUGGACAAACUUUCAAUUAUCUUCGAUAGUCAACUCUAAUCAAUGCAUGCCAAAUCGAACUGUUGAGAUCAUUAAACUUUUUGAAAAGGAUAUUUACAUUUUUGUAUUGUAAUGUAUUGUACCUACACAUUAGUUUGGGAUUAUGCAUUUUAAACCCGAUUGCAUCUAA
Molecule: messenger RNA, 3256 nt
Organism: Anopheles coustani
Lineage: Eukaryota; Metazoa; Arthropoda; Insecta; Diptera; Culicidae
Product: modifier of mdg4
Exons: 5
Coding region: 364-2112 (582 amino acids)
Biological process (GO): regulation of transcription by RNA polymerase II
Cellular component (GO): nucleus
Molecular function (GO): DNA binding; protein binding
Source: RefSeq, a predicted model, not a curated record